CACCAAUUCUAGGUAUCUAAUUCUUGCUUCUCCCUUUGGGAUUCUUCCCUAUAUCUUUAUCCAUCUCUAUAGCCUAUAGGUCUCAAAACUUCAAGAACUUCUAUCUAUCUUCUCUUCCAAAACUCUUGGUCCCGUCUGCUCAAACAGUAACCAUAUCCCACUUGAGUCAAGUUCGAGGCUUCUACCAAAAAGAUUCAAUUUUUCCAGCUUCCACCUUACUACCUCUGAGUAAGCAACCUAUGCCUCUUCCAACUACACCCCCAUUUCCUUGAAUCUCUUUCUUCUUUAUGUGCUUUUUUUGUUUUUUUCCCCCCCUUCUUUUAUGGGCUCACAAGAAUCUUUGCUUUUAAUUAUGGGGUGCAAAUUCCUUCUUUUCCUGUGUAUUGAUGGGUUUCACAUGGAAAGUAGUAUGAUCUAUGGUUAGAUCUCAACUUUUUAGUCCUUGGGUGAUUCUUCUGCACUUUAUGUAUUUGGAACUAUAAUAUUUAUGUUUUCCAUAACUUGGCUCUUAAGCUAUUAAGUCUUUUCAGACCAGCUGCUUCAAGCUCUUUUAAAUAUAUGUACUCUGGAAUCUGCAUACUAGAAUUUACGGUGUAGUAAACAAGGUUGCAAUUCCAAUAUGGGUCUCUCGCCUUAUUCAACUCCAGCUGAUGCUGGAGUUCUAUGCGUGAUUCUGGUGAACACUGCCAUUUCCAUCUCCAUCGUCAAGGAGAUAGUGCGGUCAAUCCUUAAUGUUAUUGGCAUUCAUAUAGCACCGUGUGAAGAGUACUCCAUGGAGGGGCCCUUAGAUACAUUUGAAUGUCGUGGAACCCCCUCGGAGUCCUACAUGGAGGAGUUCCGAAGCCAAACUCCCGCUAUUCGCUACGACUCAGUUUGCAUACCUCGCCACUCGGAGAAAGAGUGCUCUGUCUGCCUAACCGACUUUGCGCCAGAUGCAGAGAUUAACCGCUUACCCUGUGGGCAUGUUUUCCACAGGCUGUGCCUCGAGAAGUGGCUGAGGUGCUGGAGUGUCACAUGCCCGCUCUGCAGGAAUUGCAUGGUCCCACAUGAAGGCGACGAAGAUACUUGUCCAAUAACAAACAGCACAAGAACUCAACAAUCAUGUCCAAACAGAUUAAAACCAGAACAAAUAUUGCAGCCAUAAGUGCGAGAUGAGUGUACACUGCAAGAAGCAGAACUACCCCGAGUGCAGCCGAGCCAGGCAGGGUAUACAUCCGGUGCUUAUUUGCCCGCAGCCAUCUCAGAGAGCUUGGCACCAACGGACAUGCUGGUGCGCAUCUGGUUCCUGUGGUGUCGACACCUGAAGGAUCCGGGGUGAGUGGUGGGGGAGCAGAGGCAGCUGAACUUGACAGCUGAGUUUUCGCGCAGGCGCCUGGGAGAAGAUGGCGUCGAGCUGCUUAACUGUGGCGGUUUGCUCUUUACGGGAGGGUCCAGACAAAUGUCUGCUAUCUGCAGAGUCUUCUUCUUCUUUGGGAGAUCAUCAGCUGACAUUCUUGGUUCUUCAGCCAUCCUUGAUGCAACAAUGGCAGCAGUUAAGGAGAAGCAGAGAGAGAGAGAAGAGUUUUUCCAAGACUACAAAACACACAACUGGCCUCAAAAAGCACCAAUCCAAAUCAUGCAUUAUAAUUUGCAAUGUGAAAUUAGGCAUCAUCAAGAUAAUGGGCGUCAAACAGGAACAGCUCUCCAACAGCUCUCCUAAGGGCGUUAUUGUAUACACAUGAAUUUGAACUCCUGACCUGGUGCUAAGUUAAAUCCCCUUUCUAGGUAUUACCCCAUACACAAUUUCUCAUUACCCAUAUUUCAAAGAAAAGUUCUUUCUUCUUUGUUUUGAUUAAGAUAAUAAGGUUUCAAUACUGGUAUAAGGGUUCCAAGUAUA
Messenger RNA from Ipomoea triloba (trilobed morning glory), 1876 nucleotides. RefSeq names its product probable E3 ubiquitin-protein ligase XERICO. The record is from RefSeq and is a predicted model, not a curated record. The coding region runs from base 620 to 1144 and encodes 174 amino acids. Lineage: Eukaryota; Viridiplantae; Streptophyta; Magnoliopsida; Solanales; Convolvulaceae. The transcript has 5 exons.